GCCGACCGUUGCCGCUGGUGUCACGCUGCUCUCGUCGAAGGAAGUUCUGUCGUUGUAUAGGAAAUCGAGAUGUUUUAGCGCGCAGGAAGGUGUCAUGCUUAACCGCGUUCUUGUUCUGUCAUGCUAAGCUUGAUCUAACUGACAUAAUUCAUAACGCUGCUCGCCAUGGCUCAAAUGGGAACUUUCAAGUGCCCGUCGUGCGCUUUGCCCUACACGACAAAAGAGCAGCGAGGAACUCGGCUACCCCGAAUUUUAAAGUGUGGUCACACGUGCUGCGAAGCUUGUAUAAGAAGCCGUGCGUCAGCGAGCCACGUGUGCGAGUGCCCUGUUUGCAAGGACCAACAAAGUUUUGCAACCACCAGCAGCAUCCAAAAGCUGCUGCUCGAUUCGUAUGUUCUGGGCGUUGGGUAUGCUUGCAGCCGGCAGCAGCAAAUGCCACUAGGACCAAACAUGGAAUUAUUUAAUCUAACAAUGAAGAGUACCAUUCAGAAAGAGGAGGCAGCUGCAAAGGGCCCUACUGUUAUCUGUGAUGAAUGUGGUAGCAGUCCAGCCACCUGCAGAUGCGACACGUGUCCUUCAAACUUCUGCAAGCCCUGCUUUGACCAGCUCCACAGAAUUGCAAAAACAAUGCGCAAGCAUCAGCCCAGAAGCUUGAGUGCACCAUCAAUUGCUAUGGAGUAUGCCCUGUGUGGUGUGCACAAGCGCCUGCGGGAAUUUUAUUGCACCGUUGAUGGUGAGUUCAUCUGCACCUUCUGUGUUGUCGUGGGCGAGCACAAGAACCAUGAUGCAAUACCUGCAGCAGAGCAAAACAAGAUAUCCAUCUUGCAGCUGCAACCAGCCCUGGACAAAGCUAUGAGACCUUACAAUGGCAUCAGAAGAACUGUCAAGAAACUUGAGGCCAUCUGCAGGAGCUCUGACAACCACUACAACCAAUUGGCGGAGAACAUUCAGUUUGAAUUUCAGCAUUUGCACUCCCUCCUGCAGCUUCGCUCAAACCAGUUGUUAGCGGACCUCAAGAAGGCCAGUGAACAACACAUGCAGGGUGUGCAGGAGCAGCUAAAGCAGCUGAGAUCCAAAAUGGAAGAAUUCAAGGCUUUGCAGAAAGAAGUUUCAUCUGCAGUGGCUACCAAAACGCAUCCUCACAGCAUGCUCCUUCUAGAGCGGCUGGAUUCCUUUAGCAACUUUCCCUGCUUCCUCUUGGACGAUCUGCCAGAGCACAAGCUUGAGAUAGAGGUCACUUACGGUUCGUCACUGAAGGAGUCGUUGAAAUCUCAUGGCAACUUGAAGUUGACGCCUACAGAAAAUUUAUCCCUUUUGACAGUGAAAGACCUGCCUGAGGGGUACGAGGAGGAUGAUCUGGAUGAUACAGAUCUUGAAUCGGAAUUCACAAAUGAGAGGCAGCCUUUGGAAGAGCAGUCACCAGUACCAAGCACCUCCAGUGACGAGCUGCUUCAGAAAAGACCUGUAGCUGAACCAUUGGACAACAAGCGAGUCAUGGUGUCACACAUUCGUGAUCCUGCCAACUUCUACGUGCAGCUGUGUGCCUCUGCCACCAAGCUGCAGCGAUUGCAAAAUGAAAUCAACAAUUAUUGCAUGACGCAAGACUCUAAGUUACAGUCAGAAGAUGAGAUCGAAGUCGGCGGCAUGUAUUUGGCACAAUUCCUUAUGGACAACAACUGGUACCGUUGCCGAGUGCAGCGCAGGGCCUAUAGUGACAUCAGCGUCGUUGACGGGACGAGCUUCAGACAGAGCUGCGCCAACGUGGAGGUGUUUUAUGUGGACUAUGGAAACUCUGAGGUGGUGCCUAUGACUAGGCUACGGCGCAUGUCCCCUCGUUUUGAGAGGCUGGGCCACUUGGCUAUCAAGUGCUCUCUCUACAACGUAGUGCCUAGAGCCGAUGUACGCUGGAAAAAGGAAAACAAUGCUUUAUUUGGGAAGCUUACACUAAACAGGAAAUUGAUUCUCAGGGAGGUGGAACGGCAGGCCGACACCCUCCUUGUGGACCUGGUGGAUGACGGUGAAGGCGGCUGUGGGGAAGUCCGUGCCUCCAUCACAGAUGCACUAGUGUUUUUGGAAGCUGCAUCCUACCAUCUGCCCGAGAACCGGGUUCCAGAGAAACCUCAAGCAGCCACUCGUCGUCAGUAUUAUUCGCCCACUGAUCUCUGUGCUGGCCAGGUUGUCAACGUCGUUGUCAGUUGCAUACUCAGUCCACAAAAGAUGUUUGUCCAAGAGUUGGGCUCUUCUGUGGAAGGCAUGCAGACAAUGCUUGGAGAGUUGCAGCACUACUGCAACAGUGAAAGCACCGAGCUAGACAUACUGUUUGAGCCUCAAGUCGGUAUGGUUUGCUUGGCAAAGUUUCCUCACGACCAUUUGUGGUAUCGAGGCAAAAUAAUCAGUCUUGUGAGGAAGACCGAUGUGGAGGUGUUGUUUGUCGACUAUGGGAACCAGGAGCGGGUGCCCAUCAUAUGGGUCCGCCGCAUUCCCGACAAGUUCAUGUACCUUCCCAUCCAAGCAAUUCCGGUGACGCUCGCUGACGUGGGCCCUCUCUCUAAUGGUUGGACUGACGAGGUCAUAAAAAGGCUGUCACAACUGACCUUGAGCAAACAUCUGCUGAUGAAAGUUCACGCAAACAGCGAAGAAUUUCAGCGCACAAAAGUGUCACUUUACAUUCCGGGCAAGGAUGACACAGACGUGUGUGUGAAUGCUGUACUAGUCAAAGAAAACCUUGCAGCUAGCACGGGACCGCUGUCUCUUGUGGAAGACGUGCCAACCAUGAAAGCGCAUUUGAUCGCCCGGCCGAAGCAUUCCAUUGUUCAGACUUACGACGAGUCAAAGGUGGGUGGCAGGCGGAAGAAGCGGACUGCCCCCACGAUGUCAGGCCAAGCCCCUCCACCCGUAGACAUGCUUCCUUGUCUUUGGUCACGCAAGCCACGGCAGCCAUCCCACAGUUCCACGACCCAAAGGCCAGCAAUGGCUCUGCUGGCUGCUCUCGAGAUGCACAUGGCCGAGCCUUCCAAGGAACUCGCAGCGGGGGAACGCCCGAAGAAGGACUACGUGCCGGUGCACGUGACGUACCCAGAGUCUCCACAGCGCUUCUACGUGCGACUUACGGAGGAGGAGAAGGAUUUCAAAGCUCUUUCUUCCAGUCUUCAUAGUGCUUGCAACGACAAGAAAGAAAUCAAGGAGGAUUGGGAGGUCGGCCAGUGGUGUGCAACUAAAGGCUCUGGUCAACACUGGAUGCGUGCCAAGGUCUUAGACGUGGAGCAGGAGCAACUGCGAGUGUUUCUCGUCGACAGCGGCAGGCAGGUCGUCGUGCCGAGGGACGAAGGCUUCUCGCUGCCUGAGGCUCUGGCUCAGCCACCGCCGUUUGCGCAUGUGUGCCACCUGGCGGACAUGAUUCCAGCGGGAGGCAGCAAGACUUGGUCCAAGACUGCGGAAGAGGCAUUUGCCUGCCUCCUGUCCAGGCCUAACAGGAACUUCAUGGUGAAGCUUGGGGAGGAGCUGGGUGGCUCUCUUCCUGUCGACAUCAUGAUGGAGGAAGUGCACGAAGCUGGCGCCUUGGAGCCUAUGCGCAAGGAGUACAACAGUGUGAGGGAGGCACUGAAAGAGAUGGGCUAUGGCUUCAUAUCUAAAAAGAUUUCCAAGAAGAAAAGUCGCUUGAACACAGAGCCGGCUGCAGAAUCGGCAGGAGCCGCUCCUUCAAGCAAAUUAAAGGCUGCCAGUGACAUGGAAGCUGCUCCUUCAAGUGAGGCGGAGACCGCUGGAAAUGGCGAUGCUGACGCACAGAAAGAACCUGUGGUGUCUGAGACUGUCGCAGAAGACAUUACGUCUACACGGAGUAAAGACUCGGAACAGCAGCUCAUAAAAGUGGAAAGUGUACCUGAUGAGCUUUCUCAUUCCUGGGAGACAGUUUCUGAAGCUUCAUCUGGGAGCAGCGGAGCGUCUGAUUCGACCCCGCCCCCUACGAAAGUUGAAGACGUUUCUCUCAAAGCCUCAACAAAUGUAGAAGAGAAAUCCACUAAGGCCUGUACAAGUGCUGAAAAGAAUACCACUAAGGCCUCUACAAAUGUUGAAGGGGAAUCCACUAAACCAGCUUCGGCAGUUGAAGAAAGCAAUGAACAGUCGGAUGCAGCAGCUUCGAAAAGCUCUGAUGAAUUGGCUGUCAGUUCUCCAUCAUCAUGCAACACUGAAGCAGUUGCUACGCAGUUGGAUGGUGCAGCGGUGGAGGCUGCACACCUUGAAAAGGGCAAGGAUGCAGGAGACGAUAAAAGCGUAACAGAUUCGUCUCCAUCUUCAUGCACAACCGACGAUACACAGGAGGAAACAGAUUUUAUGGUGAUCCACGAUGAUCAGCCACAGUUCCAGUGGCAGCGUAGAUCCUUCCCCAAGGAAAAACAGCUGAUGGUUAUGCCAUCCCACAUUGACGAAGAUGCAGUGGUCUAUGUGCAGAUACUCAACUACGAAGACCGUGAGACCUACAAGGUUAUGAAAGAGAAACUGAAGGAGGCGUACUGCGAUCGACCGAAGCCACUGCAUCGCACUCUACGCAUUGGGCAGGCCUGCAUUGCGCGCUACUCGCUGGACAAGCUGUUCUAUCGGGCAGUCAUCCUGAACACGGGGGAGAAAGGCAUAGAGGUUCGGUUCAUUGACUACGGCACAUCUGAGUACGUGAGCCCCGAUGGCAUUUUCACUGACCUUAUGUUUGAGGAUGUGCCUGUGCUGUGCCUGGAAGUGGAGUUCUAUGGGUUGAGGCCGUUCUCUACCACCGGGGGCUGGCCACUGAAAGUUUUGGACACGGUGCACUACAUGAUGGUGGAACAAAGCUGUUCCAUGGUUGUGAAGACGAGGCCCACCAAGAAGUCGCGUGCCAAAGUGCUCCUCUUCUUGCCCGAUGGAGUGUCGCUCUACGAGUUUAUGCUGGAGGCUGGAUUGGCCUGCAAAAGUGUAGAAGAGCCCCUGCCCGACAGUGAUGAGGCGGACGACGAUCUCAUCCCCUGUCCCUAUCAGGCCGUGAAAUUUCCCGAGAAAGGUGUGUUUCCCGUCAUAGUGACAAACCUGGACGAUGCCGACCUGGGCAGUAUACAGCUUGCAAAGUUUGCCAAUCCAUCGAAUGACGAGCAAGCAGCCAUCAACGCAUCCAUUGAUGCCUUCAAUGACAUGGCGGAGGCCUUGCAAAAAGUGGCCGAUGACUGCCCCCACUUGCUGGACACCAGUUUGGGCACAGCCUGCAUUGGCAAGUACGGCUACGACAAACUGUGGUAUCGUGGCAUUGUGACUGGUGUUAAAAAGAAUAAGGUGACAGUCUACUACGUCGACUAUGGGAACAGCGAAUCCAUCGCAACAGAAAACUUGCGCGUGCUGCCAUCAAAGUUUCUGGAGGUUCCCAUGCAAGCAAGGGCCUGUCGCUUCCACGGCGUCCGCAUUGUUGGUGACAAAAGCAAGGCAAGGCUGAUGAUGUCGGACGUUCUGUUUGAUGAGAAAGUUGGGUGUCUUGCCAGAAUAAAGAACAAGGACAGUGACCCCAUCGAAAUAGACCUCAUGAAUAAUGCCCUGGAGCUCAUCUACCAACCUCUGGCUGAUGACGGAUGCAUCACAAUCGACAAAGAAACUUGAAGUAUUCCGAAGGGCAGAGUCCCAAGCAAGUCAGCUUCAUUGAUGGUGCCUUGUUUUGCACUGCUCAGGCAACAACAUUACAGUGGGAAGCUUUUUGCUUGACACUGGUUUGUGAUUGAAUGUUCCUUUCAGCACAAUUUCACACGUGCAAGAGAUAAGACAUCCCUUGUAAAAUUUGAGUCUCUUUUCCCAUUUAUAGCUUGUUUUUUUUUCUUCAGCUGAUGUCAUGGCUGUACAUUUGACAUUGUUCAUUUCCCAUUGCUGUGAUAUGUAAUUAAAGGUGGUUUAUUUUCAUGCUUCA
Molecule: messenger RNA, 5914 nt
Organism: Rhipicephalus microplus (southern cattle tick)
Lineage: Eukaryota; Metazoa; Arthropoda; Arachnida; Ixodida; Ixodidae
Gene: qin
Product: tudor domain-containing protein qin
Molecular function (GO): zinc ion binding
Source: RefSeq, a predicted model, not a curated record